CUGGCUCGGCGCAUGCGCACACGUGGCCUGCUCGGUCGUCUCUUCGGUCGCUAGCAGAGGGAAGCGUCGCCUCUUCGACCCGAAAAAGCUCCGGAGCGCUGCGGGAAAGUAAUGAGGUAGAAAGCCGGACAGAUAACUACACCAGCCCCGCGUGGAAAACACCCCGCCGCGAACAUGGACCAGCAGUUCGAGGACAUAGACUCCGAGGGCCGGUGGCAGAAACUCUACUUAGAUAUCAGGAAUCAGUCCCACGAGUGCGCCUACAAGGUGGCGAAGCAUCCAGAGAAUCGCAACCGGAACAGAUACAGAGAUGUCAGUCCAUUCGAUCACAGCCGGGUGAAGCUGGAGAACACAGAGAAUGACUACAUCAACGCAAGCCUGGUGCUGAUGGAGGAGGCCCAGCGAAGUUACAUAUUGACCCAGGGCCCACUCAGAAACACUUGUGGCCAUUUUUGGCUCAUGAUCUGGGAGCAGAAGUCGAAGGCGAUCAUCAUGCUCAACAGGGUCAUAGAGAAAGGCUCAUCACAGGAAAAGUGUGCUCAGUACUGGCCCACAUCUGAGGAGAGGGAGAUGGCCUUCAGAGACACACGCUUCGUGGUCACGCUGUUAUCAGAGGAUACCAAGUCUUACUACACCACCAGAGUGUUGGAGCUGCAGAAUAUUAAUACGGGGGAGAAGAGAGAGAUCUUCCACUUUCAUUACACCACAUGGCCGGAUUUCGGUGUCCCAGAAUCCCCGGCGUCCUUCCUAAACUUCCUGUUCAAGGUGCGGGAGUCAAGAGCGCUGGGUGCCGACCACGGGCCGGCUGUGGUGCACUGCAGCGCCGGAAUCGGACGGUCAGGGACGUUUUCAUUAGUGGACACAUCUCUGGUGCUGAUGGAUAAGAGUAAAGACUCGUCAUCAGUGGACAUCAAAAGCAUCCUGUUGAACAUGAGGAGGUACCGCAUGGGCCUGAUUCAGACCCCUGACCAGCUACGCUUCUCCUACAUGGCUGUGAUUGAGGGAGCCAAGUGCAUUAUGGGAGACUCCUCUGUACAGAACCGAUGGCGUGAGUUGUCCAGAGAAGACCAGGAGCCGUCGCCAGAGUCUCGUCUCUCCGCUCAGCCUCCGGCAAAAUGUCCGACGGAGCGAGUCAACGGCAGCCAACGAGGGGGUCAGCUGGAGGACGGAGAAGACUACAGGCAGGACGCAAAAGUACCUGCACAGUCCCCCUGCAAGGAACAGGAGCUGGACAGCAGCACAACACACAAGCGACGCAGAGAAGACAGCAUCUCUAAAUCAGAAACGGCAAAGACACCCCAAAGCAAGCCCAGGACAAAUGAGUCGGAGAAGAAGAGAAAAAGGUGAUUACAUCCUCUGGAUCCAAGCCACCUCGUAUUUUCGGGAACCAGUUUGGGCUGCAUUUGCUGCACAUGACAAGAGCAGGCCUGUCCAGCGGGGGGCAGCGUAUCUUUACCCCCUUCUGAGACAGCAACAACAACCACGAGGAGCACAUUUAGAGGAGGAAGUUUGCCCACAGCUUUUAAAAAGAACUCCCACUCUUGUACGUUGAGGUGUGUGUGUGUGUGUGCGCCUGUGUGUACUGUCUGUUGUGUUUUUCUCUUGGGGUUUUGUUCUUCUCUUUGUGAUCGCUUGGCUCCUGCGGUUUGGAGGUGUGUUGAUUUUGGCUGCACCCAAGCAUGGUGUGUGUGUGUGUGUGUGUGUUUGUGUAUGUUUGGCGUGUGUAUACGUAUACUCGUGGUUUUAAUGGUUGUUGAAGCUCUAAAAUAUCUGGUUCACAUGGAAUAAUAUAAGAUGCUAAUUUCCACUGUGCAUCAAACAGUAAAGUCGGAUUUUAUUGAGUGAGCGAGCACAAAACACGUUUACAAUCAGCAGCCACUGCUUUGAACAUGAAACUACCACUAUUAUGUGGGCAAGUAAGGUGGAUAAGACACAAUUGUAGAAUUACUGAUGAUCCUUUGACAACCGUAUUUAAGUUAAGUCCUUAAAGCAGACAUAUUAUGCUCAUGUUCAGAGUCAUCGAUUGAUCUGGGUCGUUGAAAAGUUUUACUUGCUCUUAUGUUCAGAAAACGCAUCACUUUCCUUUUACUAUCCAUUGCUGCAGCUCCCCAUUCAGCCUCUGACGAAAACACUUGUUUUUAGCUCCGGUCUCUCUAAGACUCCGCCACCAGAUAAAGCACAGUCUGCUCUGAUUGGCUGGCCGGCCGGCCCACUCUGUCUCGAUUGUUCAACUGUUUCCAGCUUGUAUAAGAAAUGUCGGCCUCCUCUCUCGCUUCUCUUGGCUUUGUCAUCAAAUCGGCCGGAUCACUGAUGAGGCCUUUUCACAAUCUGUGUUCUCCGCAGACUUUAACUUUUCAGACCUUUUAAAUGCUCAAAAAACGAUUAUAAAACACUAGUAGAAAGAAAAGUUGAACGAGCAUCAUACAACUCCUUUAAAAACCAUUUAAGAGUAAAUCCUUUUCCUGGUUGACGCUGUCAGUCUAUCGUAUCAAAUGAACUGGAGCUGAUGAAGGUUUGUUGUAUGUUCCUGUUUUGUUUUUUUCUGGUACCUCUUACUUUCACAGUUGUGAGGUCAUCGCGUUUCUUUAGAACCUUCGCAUGGCGGUGUGGAAGUUUGAAUUUAGAUUUUGGUGUUUGAUUGUCACCAGGGGAUUUAUAGUCAGGUCUAUGAUGGGUUUUGUUGAUGUUAAAAAUGCUGAAUGACCUGUUGAAAGAUUUGAAACUUUAUGUUGUUGCUUGUUGUAAAGGAUCAUGUUAGAUAUUCAGGGCUACAACUUUUACAAGCUUUUAAUAUCUGCUCAUUUAAAGACGGCAGUACAGGAGGCCCCAGUGCUCAUCUCAAGUUCCCAGAACUCUUACACAGAUCAAUAAACGCAAGAUACUCUAUUUACAAAGAUAUGAAACAGAAGAGAAGGGAACAUUUGCUUCAUAUUUGACUUGAACUAGUCUCAAAGUUCUUGACAGGGUGGUUUUUAUGUUCUAGCUCCACCAACCCUUCCCCAUCAUCCUUAGACAAGUCCUAGUUUAGCUUAAAGAUAAUAAAAACCUAAUUAUUUGCACGAUUAUAGAGAGAAAUAUUUGUAAUUUACAGCUGAAAACGUCUGAGCAGUGUGACAAGUUGCUUUUUAAACGCACAAUGGCUGCUUUUGCUUCACUGAUGAUCAAUCUAAUGAUUUGGACAAAGUGAUCUAAGACGCUGGAUUUUGCCACCUCCCCUAUUAUCAGGUGACCCCCCCACCC
Messenger RNA from Pleuronectes platessa (European plaice), 3240 nucleotides. It is a transcript of the gene ptpn2b, whose product is annotated as protein tyrosine phosphatase non-receptor type 2b. The transcript is spliced from 10 exons. NCBI's taxonomy places the organism in Eukaryota, Metazoa, Chordata, Actinopteri, Pleuronectiformes, Pleuronectidae. The record is from RefSeq and is a predicted model, not a curated record. Gene Ontology annotation, molecular function: protein tyrosine phosphatase activity. The coding region runs from base 175 to 1347 and encodes 390 amino acids. Gene Ontology annotation, biological process: protein dephosphorylation.